AGAGUGCUGCCUGUCAGACGAUCUCUUCCAAGAACGGAAGGCAAGUGGGAGAAUCACGGCUAUGAUUAUUUGCAGAGAGGUUGAUCACGACUGACGUUUACAACUGGCCGGAGCUUGCCUCUCUCCCCUCCUCCGGAGUGCGAUGCCGGCGUUCCGCUGAGCCCUGCGAUCACAAUAAAAAAAAAGGGGGGUCGCGCCUCUUUGCCACCUCCACAAGACGAAAGUUCGAGCGACACAUUCUGACAGCAGCCAAGAAGGGAAGAAAGCAAUCCGUUCCCUGCCUCGGCAGCUUCCCUUCCCCGGGGACGAUCCUCCAGGCGGGUUUCCGUAGCAGGCUAUCAAGAUGUUGCACGAGGCGCAGUCUGCAAAGUGAUUGCGCAGCUGCUGACGCCAGAGGUUUUCGCCUGAAAAACUGCCCUGGGGAUCGAGUCUUUUUGGACAGCGCCACCGAAGGAGAUCGGCGCAUACACGAAAAAGGAAGAGGCAGCAGCCGCGCCUCCAUCCGGAUUCUGCCCCCGGCGCGCCCGGCACCGAUGUCUUGGGAAUGAGCCGGAGGGCAGGCGGGGGUGGGGGGAGCCCCGGGCGUGGACAGCCCCUCGCCGCGGCUUGACGAGGGCGCCCGGCCCUGCGCACCUUCCACCUGCCCUGGCCGCUCCCGCUUUCUCUUCCUCCUUCACCUGGUGCGGGGACCAUGAGCGGCUGGGCCAGGCUCGCCGGGCUCCUCCUGGCCGUUGCCGGGACUCAGGAGCAGCUGCUGCUGCAACAGCAGCCGCGGAAGACGGCAAGAAGCGGCGUGAGCCCCGCCGCGGAAGAGGCAGCUGAGUUCGACCGCAUCUAUUCGGGGACGGUCAACCGAGACACGGAGCGGCUCUACUCUUUCCACUACACCAGCAAGCCGGGCCAGGUGGAUGCAGUCCGGGUUAAUGUAAAGAGUAACUCUGAAGAUCUUCAGUACCCAGUCUUGUUUGUAGUUCGGCAGCAGAAGGGAGUGCUGUCCUGGCAGGUCCCACUUAUUUUUCGAGGCCUUUACCAAAGAAGCUAUAACUACCAAGAAGUGAGCCGUACCCUCUGCCCUUCAGAGCCCACACCUGAGAGUGGACCUUCUGAGCAGAUCAUAUUUGUAGAUGUGGCUUCCAUGGCCCCCUAUAAUGUCCGAGUUACACUGCAGGUCACCAAGGUCAAGAGCUUCCAGCUUAGGUUGAACACUGCUUUUAACUUCACUGCCAGCCCUUCCCAACCUCAGUAUUUUCUGUACAAGUUCCCUCCAGAUGUGGAUUCUGUCAUAGUCAGAGUGAUUUCUGCGAAAGUCUACCCCUGCUCUGUUGUCUCCAUCCAGGAUAUUGUGUGUCCAGUUUAUGAUUUGGACCAUAAUGUGGAAUUUAAUGGAGUUUACCAGACCAUGACAAAACAGGCAGCCAUCACCGUGCAGAAAAAGGACUUCCCAAGCGAGCAGUUCUUUGUUGUAUUUGUCAUAAAGCCUGAGGACUAUGCUUGUGGGGGUUCAAUACCUUCCUCUAUUCAAGGAAAGGCUAACCACACCUGGAACCUCCAGCGGAUGAAGAGCCUUGAAGUGACAGUUGUGCCCUCAAUUGAAGGUUCUGUUUAUGUGCACGCCAUCCUUUUCAGCUUUCUGAGUUUCUUCUCAUUCUAUCUGGGUGCGCUGGUGGUUGCGUUUGUGCACUACAUUAGGGUUCGUAGGAAGUCUUCAGCUGGAGGACACAGUCCUGAUGAUGGGUCUGGGACUGUGACCUCCUCUCAUCCUAUCACCGCUAGCACCCCUGAAGGAAGCAGUUAUGGAGCAAUUGAUGAGUCAAGCUCCAGUGGAGGCCAGCAGUUAUCUCUGGAUCGCAGGCCUCCUUGUGACUCUGACACAGACAGCUCUGUGGAAGAGGAAAGCGACUUUGACACCAUGCCUGAAAUUGAAAGUGACAAGAAUGUCAUCCGCACAAAGAUACUGCUGUAUCUGUCAGAUUUAUCCAGGAAGGAUCGGAGAAUUGUCAGCAAAAAGUAUAAUAUUUAUUUUUGGAACAUUAUCACGAUUGCUGUCUUCUAUGCCUUGCCUGUGAUCCAGCUGGUGAUCACAUACCAGACGGUGGUGAAUGUGACUGGAAACCAGGACAUCUGCUAUUAUAACUUCCUUUGUGCUCAUCCAUUGGGAGUCCUGAGUGCUUUUAACAACAUCCUCAGCAAUGUGGGCCACCUGCUGCUGGGCCUCCUCUUCCUUCUGAUUGUGUUGCGCAGAGACAUUCUCCAUAGACGCUGUUUGGAAACCAAAGACAUCUACACAAUGGAAUAUGGGAUCCCCAAGCACUUUGGUCUCUUUUAUGCUAUGGGCAUUGCUUUGAUGAUGGAAGGUGUCCUCAGUGCUUGUUAUCAUGUGUGCCCCAACUAUUCUAAUUUCCAGUUUGACACCUCCUUCAUGUACAUGAUUGCAGGGCUGUGCAUGCUAAAGCUCUACCAGACUCGCCACCCUGACAUCAACGCCAGUGCCUACUCUGCCUACGCAUCCUUUGCAGUGGUCAUUUGUCUUGCUGUGCUUGGAGUGGUUUUUGGAAAAAAUGCGGUGUGGUUUUGGAUCCUCUUCUCAGUCAUCCAUGUUGUGGCCUCGCUUGGUCUCAGCACCCAGAUCUACUACAUGGGUCGGUUCAAGAUAGACGUUGGGAUUUUCCAGCGUGCCAUUAUGGUACUCUACACAGAUUGCAUCCAACAAUGCAGCUGGCCAGUGUACACGGACAGGAUGGUCCUGCUUGUUGUUGGGAACCUGGUAAACUGGUCUUUUGCCAUUUUUGGACUGGUAUAUCGGCCAAAGGACUUUGCCUCCUAUAUGCUGGGCAUCUUUAUCUGUAAUCUUCUGCUGUAUCUUGCUUUCUACGUCAUCAUGAAGCUCCGCAGCUCAGAGCGGCUCCUGCCCAUCCCCCUUUUCUGUAUUGUGGCCACAGCUGUGGUUUGGGCUGCAGCCCUUUAUUUCUUUUUCCAAAACCUUAGCAGCUGGGAGGAAACCCCGGCAGUGUCCAGAGACAAAAACCGCCCGUGUAUCCUUCUGGGAUUCUUUGAUGACCAUGAUGUCUGGCAUUUCCUCUCAGCAGCUGCCUUGUUCUUUUCUUUCUUGGUCCUGCUUACUCUGGAUGAUGACUUGGAUUCUGUGCGGAGAGACAAGAUACCUGUCUUCUGAGCCGCAGGAUGAGGGCAAGAAUUAUUUUUUGUGCUGCUUAUUCAAAUAUUGUUGCCAGCCAGAACAGUUGAUAGAAAACAAAUUUGUCAGUGUACGCAUAUUCCCAAGUACACAUUGGGAAUAAACUUGUUUAAACAACUGGCAUAUAGGAAGACCUGACGAGAGCAAAAAGAUCUUCUUGCAACUCAUGCACCAGCCAGCUAGUAUUGCUGAGAGAAGUUAACUGCUCGGCCUUUGCAGAUUCUCUUAACUGCUUACUAGAAUUCUUACAAAGGAUAAAAUGUCCUCCCAAUGUUUUAAUUUUUGGUGGAUGGCAGUGAAACUUGCACAAUGCCUGCUGUUUUGAGGCAGUGCAAGUGUAAUGGUGGUAAGACCCCUUGUUCUGAAAAAGCAAGCAUGUAUUGACCCUUUAAACUAUGGUUCUUAGUCUGUGGUUCUUCUGACAAAUAUCUAUUGUAAGUUAUUAUUCUUUUUGGUACUUGGACUCAACUGCUUAAUUUGUCACUAUUAAUUUACAUUGGCGCAUCAUAUCUGCCCCUGUACAAGAUAUCUGCAGGUUUUCUGUUAAUUAUUAUAAGAUGGCCAAAAAAAUUUUUUUACUUUAAAAAUACUCCCUCUUCUUCCUCUGGAAGGCAUUUCUUAGGAAAUUGUCAGAGCACAUCAUUCCUCUCUUUCAGGGGGAGGAGCACACCUCAGAAAGCACUUUUUCAGUCUUGCUCUAUCAUGGUAACACACAUGCUCUUUUCUCAUCCAGAAUCUCCCACUCCUCACUCUGCCAUCAUAUGUAAUGAGUUCUAAAACCAUUUUUUUUAAUUAUAAAGCCUUUUGGCUGAAAUGAUAAGUUUUGGUUCUCUUCUUAAAUGCUCAGCCAAGUUGCAUUACUAGGGAAGGUUGUAGCAAUUAUUCAAACGUUAUGUCAAUUGAAUCUAUAGAAAUAUUUGGCUUUUCUACUUUUGAUUCUUACACCAGCUAUUAAAUUAGCUCAGAUUGUCCUCUCUGCUUACCUGGCCAAAAGUAUUUUUAUAUGCAAGCACCGUAUGUGCAGAGUGGUAAGCGGCGGCAACGCAGCCGAAGCUCUGCUCCCGGCUGGAGUUCAAUUCCAACGGAAGGAGGAAGUCAAAUCUCGGGUAAAAGGGGUCGAGGUCCACUCAGCCUUCCAUCCAUCCGUGGUCGGUAAAAUGAGUACCUGGCAUAUGCUGUGGGGGUAAAGAAAGGCCAGGGAAGGAACUGGAAAUCCCACCCCAUAUAUACGGUCUGCCUAGUAAACGUCGCCAGGCGUCUCCUUAAGAGUCGGAAACGACUCGCACUAUAAGUGCAGGGAUACCUUUACCUACCAACUACUGAAAUUCUGCACUGAUGUGUUUCAUGAAGUCACUGUGUCAAAUGUCAUCAGCUUGCAGCUGUUUAAAGGAAACCUGAGAAUUCAAAACAAGAUUCCUUCUAUUCUUAUACCAUCAACUAAACCAGACAAAAAAACAAACUGCUUCUACUCUACCACAGGCUUGCACAUCCUCCAUGUCUGCUACCCUGAAGUGCAACUCAGAGUCUGAAGUGGUUGUAGCCCUGAACUCCUCUUCAAAUACUUGCUAAUAAACUGUUGUAUGUAUUUGAUAAAACUGGUGCAGCAUAUGAUGGCCAACAAUGUACAGUAUGGAGUAGAAAGGCCCUGGUUCAAAUUUCACUCAGUAGGCAGCUGCGGGCACAACUCUGUUCUCUGAGCCUCAGGACCCCAUCCCUAUCAGUGGAUAAAAUAUUAGCCACUCUAUGGCUAUUAGAUUUCUGAUGUAAUGUAAGUGAAACACUUUGGCUAUGUCAUGUGUAUUAUCUGGGUACAUGUAUUAUAUAAAUCCUAAGUAUUUAAUUUUUUCAUUGUUACCUUGUGUUUCUGGUCUAUAAAUUAUGUAUAAUUUAUAGCCUUUCAUUUUCAUGCAGGCCACUUUUUAGACACGUAGCCCAACAUACUUACUUUGUUUCACAGAGCCCAAUGCAUUAAAAAGAAGAACCCCAGGAGAUAAGGCCAAACUAGGCCCCUUUUUUUGGGUCACAUCCCCCAAGCAAUUAUCCAGGGUUGGGGUGUCUUAACAGACAGACAAAAUUUGGAUCAGCUAGCCACAAAGGUUCUGAUGGACUGAAGAGGAAUGUGAAAGCAUAUGGACCCAGUUUGUAAAAAAAACAGACAUUAUGAUGUGAAACUUAAAAUAAAUGCAUCCACACAGAGGAAGUAGGCAACUCAGAGAAGUCAAAAUUAGUGGAAAACCACAAAUGGAAUUUGUUGACUUUAAAUUCUUUAAAAUUACAGGUUUAUGUAGCUUUGGCUGCAACUUGCACCUAAGAUUUAAGCACAAGAUUGCAGGCAUUGUUUGGUUUUUUUCCAGGAAGAGGAACCACAAAGUAUAUACAGCACACAAAAAUGAAAGUACACAAACUGUAUGUUUUUUAAAAUAAAGUACCAUUUUGUUCAUAUCUGUACAAUUUUUACAAUCAAUAAAAUGUUGCACUUAAUAAAAAUCUGAACUUUCAUCAAAAUCACUGUUGUAAAUA
Molecule: messenger RNA, 5713 nt
Organism: Rhineura floridana
Lineage: Eukaryota; Metazoa; Chordata; Lepidosauria; Squamata; Rhineuridae
Gene: SIDT1
Product: SID1 transmembrane family member 1
Exons: 25
Coding region: 692-3172 (826 amino acids)
Cellular component (GO): membrane
Source: RefSeq, a predicted model, not a curated record